Entelurus aequoreus (snake pipefish) is the source of this 2607-nucleotide messenger RNA. It is a transcript of the gene map3k7, whose product is annotated as mitogen-activated protein kinase kinase kinase 7. The transcript has 18 exons. The record is from RefSeq and is a predicted model, not a curated record. Bases 274 to 2007 code for a protein of 577 amino acids. Gene Ontology annotation, molecular function: MAP kinase kinase kinase activity; ATP binding; magnesium ion binding. Lineage: Eukaryota; Metazoa; Chordata; Actinopteri; Syngnathiformes; Syngnathidae. Gene Ontology annotation, biological process: JNK cascade; protein phosphorylation; positive regulation of canonical NF-kappaB signal transduction.
CCAUGUUACAAUAAAUUGUGUUCAAUGAGCCGGGGGACGAAAUAGAAGUGCGCACUCACUUCCUGAUGGAGUUGUUGCGAAGAAUAAAAAUACACAUUUACCCAUCCUGCUAGACCAGUUAUGUUCGACUGUCGACGUGAGAGCGAAACGCCACUUUUGUUUAAAGGACGUUGUUGAUGGAGUUUUUGUUCAUGAAUAAAAGACAUCGCCACGUCCAGAGAGCCGGUGCUGGUGAGCUAAAAAAGCCCCGUUGCUGGCUGACGUGAGCUAGUAAUGUCUCUGUCCACCGAUAUGCUCGAGACACCCCCUGGAUAUCCAUUUGAGGAGAUUAAUUAUGAAGACAUUGACGUGGAGGAGGUAGUGGGACGAGGAGCUUUUGGGGUGGUUUGCAAAGCCAAGUGGAAAGGCAAAGAUGUUGCAAUCAAGACUAUUGAAAGUGAAUCGGAAAGAAAAGCAUUUAUUGUUGAGCUCCGGCAGCUUUCACGUGUGAAUCACCCUAAUAUUGUGAAGUUGUAUGGCUCGUGCAAUAAUCCAGUCUGCCUUGUGAUGGAAUAUGCAGAAGGUGGAUCACUCUACAAUGUGCUGCAUGGUGCUGAACCCCUCCCCUGUUACACUGCUUCCCAUGCCAUGAGCUGGUGUUUACAGUGCUCCCAGGGUGUGGCCUACCUCCAUGGCAUGAAACCAAAGGCUCUCAUCCACAGGGACCUCAAGCCACCCAAUUUGCUGCUUGUGGCUGGCGGCACUGUGCUUAAGAUAUGUGACUUUGGAACGGCAUGUGACAUUCAGACUCAUAUGACGAACAACAAAGGAAGUGCAGCAUGGAUGGCUCCAGAGGUAUUUGAAGGUAGCAAUUACAGUGAGAAGUGUGAUGUAUUCAGCUGGGGGAUAAUUCUCUGGGAAGUGAUCACACGCAGGAAGCCCUUUGAUGAAAUUGGAGGACCGGCUUUCCGUAUUAUGUGGGCAGUGCACAAUGGCACAAGACCACCGUUAAUCACAAAUUUGCCCAAGCCAAUUGAGAGUUUGAUGACCCGCUGUUGGUCAAAAGACCCCUCUCAGAGGCCUUCCAUGGAAGAGAUUGUGAAGAUCAUGACUCAUCUUAUGAGGUACUUUCCUGGAUCUGAAGAACCCCUGCAAUGUCCGUACCAGUAUUCAGAUGAUGGACAGAGCAGCUCUGCAACUAGUACAGCUUCAUAUGUGGACAGCACCAGCAACAAAAGUGAUGCAAACAUUGAGCACAGUGAUUCUCAAGGGAGCAGCGACACCAUUAAGAUCACACCGCAGUUUCCGUCUCACUUCAAGCCAAAGUGUGAGCCAAUGAGGACUCUGCCUCUUUCGAGAGGAGGCAGUUUUGAAAGUCUGUCUGUGCGAACACAAGGCUUGACACCAUCCGACAGUAAACGAAUGAGUGCUGACCUUUCAGAACUGGAGCCCAACAUGGGAUUCACACCAGCAGCACGUCCCCAGUAUAAACGAGGCCAUCGUAAAACAGCGUCAUAUGGCACCAUCCUGGACAUUCCCAAGAUCGUCGUCACAGCCACAUGUGAGCCUCAGAGACGUCGCUCCGUACAGGAUUUGCCAGGCAUUGGCACAGAGUCCUCCCAGGGAUGCAGAAACAGCAGAGGUUACAUCUCGCCUGAUGAGCCCAAAGACACCAACGGCUCAGACAAUUCCAUUCCCAUGGCUUACCUCACGCUUGAUCAUCAGCUUCAGCCCUUAGCUCCUUUCCCCAACUCAAAAGAAUCCAUGGCUGUUUUUGAGCAACACUGCAAAAUGGCUCAAGAAUAUCUGAAAGUGCAGACAGAGAUUGCUCUGCUGAUCCAGAGAAAAAAAGAACUAAUUGCUGAACUGGACCAAGAUGAGAAGGACCAGCAGAACACAUCCCGUCUGGUGCAAGAGCACAAAAAACUACUGGAAGAAAACAAGAGUCUAUCCACAUACUACCAAAAGUGCAAAAAACAGCUGGAGCUAAUCCGGGUCCAGCAGCAGAAGAGACAGGGGACAUCGUGAUGACAUUUCCCAUCAUAGACGUGAUAUGAACUCCUGCCAUUCAACUCAAACAAGUAUAUAAACAAACUCAUAACAGUUCCCAGUCCAGUGCUGAUGUGCCUUGCAUGUCGCACACUGUAGUCGCUUUGCCUCUGUCCAACAGGAAGGUAUCUUCUGUACAUAUAUUGCACAUCCUCACAGUGUAUUCUGUGAUUGUCGACCAAACAAUCACUGGCCUGCUGGGUUUCAGAAUGGAGCUUUGCUUCUAUUGCGGCCUUGUAAAAUGGCAGGCUGCUGAAGGCUGGAUUGUGUAUUUCUACAUGUUGCUCUCAGGGCCUCUUGGAUGACCAGUUGAUGUUUUUUUCAUUCCUCAGCAUCCUCUGGGGGACUCAGUAACAGUUUAGCAGCCAAUGGACACGCUGUCCUCAAUAUGUGAAAAAAGCAAGAAGUUCAGCAACAAGUUCUAUUGCAGAAUUCUGAGAAUAUGGGGGAUGUCUGUUGUGCAAAAGAUGCACCCUGUAUCACAUAGUAUUUCAUCUUCCACCUCCUGUACGAACACAUUUUCCUCUCAUGUAUCUUUAUUCUAGAAAUGACUUUAUUACCAUGUACUGUAUAUAUAUA